AUGAUGAUGCAGCAGCUGCUCCAGGGUCAAAAGAUUCUAGGGAAAGCGUUGAAUCAAGUCACCACGGACAUCAACUCCAGGAUGAACCACAUGUUCAAUGACCUGAGUACCAAAUAUGAUAACGUAGCCAGCCAUAUGCGCCAGAUGGAUGUUCAGAUCGCACAGACAGCUGAGAGCGUCAAGAGGCAGCAAGGUACUCUACCUGGAAAGACCGACAAGAAUCCUAAAGAAUGCAAUGUUGUAGCACUAAGGAGUAGAAGAAACCUACUGGAUACAAUUCCCAAGAACUUAUCAGCAGCGGAAAAGGGUAAGCAGAAAGAGGGUGAGCAACCAAGAUCUGAAGCACUUCCUUUAUCUGACGAGGAACCAGAACAGUCUGUUGAGACUGAUCCGACACCUGUCGCUCCACCAGUUGAGCCUCUUAAUGAAAGGUUGAUCUCUGGUAAGGUGACUGGAGACAGUGAGCUACUGAUGGUUUCAAAAGAGUGCACUGCAGUACUUCAGAACAAGCCGAUAAAGAAAUUGGAUGAUCCAGGCAAGUUUGUUCUCUCCAUACAGAUCGGGAGAACUGUAUUCGCAUGUUCUCUAUGCGAUCUGGGUUCCAGCGUCAAUCUCAUGCCUUACUCUGUGGCAAAACGACUGGGCUUCACAAACUUCAAACCGACAAGACUCUCCCUGGUGUUCGCCGACAGAUCAGUCAAGUCACCGGUGGGUAUUCUGGAAGAUCUUCAUGUCCGAGUGGGGAACACUUUUGUUCCAACAGAUUUUGUGGUUCUGGAAGUUGAAGAAGAACUGAGCAAUCCACUGUAG
Molecule: messenger RNA, 810 nt
Organism: Brassica napus (rape)
Lineage: Eukaryota; Viridiplantae; Streptophyta; Magnoliopsida; Brassicales; Brassicaceae
Exons: 2
Coding region: 1-810 (269 amino acids)
Source: RefSeq, a predicted model, not a curated record